AGGUGGGAUCUUGUGGAAUCCCGCGGGAAAACUUCGGCAUUUCUCCGUGUCGACUUCAGGCCACGACCAGGCAUGGAACUGUUUCUUUUGAACAUAUCCAACCAACAAGGCGAAUGUCACUUUCAACAAAUCAGUUUCUCGGCGCCUAGACCAAAGGGCUGCACAAGUGUACAGGCAGAACAACAAACACUGCUCCCACGUGAAUGUUCCAAAUCCGGCGGAGCGUGACUCAACGGACAUUCAAGGCUUUCAGCAAGGAAAUCCGUACUUCCACCCCUCUCGCAACUCCCUUGACUACUUCCCACAGAUGUAUCAGCAGGUGGUGCAUGUCUCCCGGCCGACGAAUCACGACUUCACCUGAGGGCAGGAAAAGACGCAAACUCAACUCCUCUCCAAUCUCCACCACACGGCAAACGGCGUCUAACAAAAUGUCGCCUCUGCUGGUCCAGGAAGUGGACCAGGAGCCUCCGAAUGCCAUUGAAUUCACUUUGACACCCGUUGAAGCGACUCUCCGCAGACUUCUCCUCGACGUGGCAAACUACAUUGACAACAUCCCGCCUCCUCAAGAUGGCCAGAUAAAACUUCCACCAGAUCUGGCAAACGAAAAGAUCGUCCUACGCUUCACUGGUGGCUGGGUGCGAGACAAGCUCCUUGGUGUCCCCAGCCAUGACAUCGACGUUGCCAUCAACAAGAUGACCGGCUACCAGUUUGGUCUCAAGAUGAAAGAGUACCUUGAAAUCCCCGGGAAUCCGGAGAAGUACGGUCUGGAAGGCGUCAGCAAAUCCGACAAAGCUGGCACGACGGACAAGUCCAAGACAGUUGGAGGCUUGCACAAGAUCGAAGCCAAUCCGGAAAAGUCGAAACAUCUGGAGACGGUGACGACGAAGAUUCUGGGCUUGGACAUCGAUCUGGUCAACUUGCGAAAAGAGACCUACACCGACGAGUCGCGCAAUCCUGCCAUGGAGUUCGGAACACCUGAGGAGGAUGCGCUGAGGAGAGACGCUACUGUGAACGCCAUGUUUUACAAUCUCAAUACCGAGUCUGUGGAGGAUUUCACGGGAAGGGGAAAGGAGGAUUUGAAGGCCCAGAUCCUGAGGACCCCACUCGAGCCAUAUCAAACCUUCAAAGAUGAUCCCUUGCGAGUCUUGAGGUUGAUACGCUUUGCAAGCCGCCUGGGCUACCGCAUCGAUCCUGCAGCAAUGGAAGCUAUGAAGGACAACGACAUUAAGGAUGCACUGAGACGGAAAAUCAGUCGCGAGCGAGUUGGGGUGGAGAUGGAGAAGAGUCUGCGAGGGCCAGAUCCCCACGAGGCAUUGCGCUUGGUGUUUGACUUGGGACUGUACGAGACCAUCUUCUCCGAUCCCACCGUUAUUGUGGAUGCACAUUAUACCCCCGACACCGAAGGAUGGGCCAAAUUGAUGCAAUUCGCAGCGGAUACUCUUGCCGAUGGACAAAGCUUGGAGGAAAUCCUCGUCAGAGAUGACGAAGAGCGAUACCUUGCCUGGCAGCUGGCGGCUCUUGUACCGUAUCGAGAUGCCCCCCAAGGCGAGCCGUUGGAGGCUGGACGUCGUGCUCCACCCCCAAUCGCCUCUUCCGUGGCCAGAGAAGGCAUCAAGGCGACGAAUAAAGUGUGCGACGUUGUCACUGCCGCAGUGAGAAAUCAGUCCGAAAUCUCCCGUCUCGUGGACCAGCUCUCUCAGCAAAAGCGCAGACCCGACAAGAAGGUGGAAGGGGAAGACGCGUCUGCCCGAGAUGUCCUCGGUAUGGCCGUCCGGAGAUGGGGUGCGAGUUGGCGGAGCCAAGCGAUGUACUCUCUGUUGGUGGAGGUGGCAGAUGAUCCUGCUGCCGUCACGACAAUCGAGCGCAAAUACACCCUGUUCGUCGAGCAUCUCAAAACACUCAACAUCCUCGACGCAUACACGUUCAAGCCACUCCUGGACGGCAAAACCCUCGCAAAAGCAAUCAACACCCCUCCCGGUCCUUGGAUGAAGGACGCCCUGGACGUAGUCAUGACCUAUCAACUGCGCAAUCCCGACACAGCAAACACGGACGACGCCAUCGCCGAAGUGCAGCUCCAGCGUCAACAUCAAAACGGGGCAGGCGAUGAUUCUGGCACGACGGGGAAACGAGGUGAGCUCACAUCCUCCCUCAUCCACCACUUCCUCAAGCUUACCAUCCGUCCGCUCUUCAUCAAGGCUAAGCUGAGCGCUGUCACCGAUGCGGGACGGAAGAAUACGACGACCGUACUGCCGCAGAAAGUAACUGUGAAAAGCAUGGACGAUAGUAUCAACCGGCCUUGGAAGAGUGGAAAGGACGCCUAUGCUCUCGACUUGCUCCGGUGGUGCGUGAAUGCACUUGAUGGGGCCACGGUAGAGCAAGUCUGGCCGCUCGUUGUCCCGCCAUUACUGACGCUGGUCGACGACCGCGAGGCCAAAUAUAAAAUCCUCGGUGCAGAACUGAUCGGGCGACUGCUCGAAAUCACGCCGCCAAGUUUGAUCGCUAAGACGGGGCUAGGCGAGGUCUUCGAGGACGCACUACUACCCUCACUGGCAUAUCUACCCACCAUCACACCAGAAGAAGAGUCCAUUCCGCUUCUAAACGCGACAUAUCCUGCCCUCCUCGCCCUCAUAAACCUACGCUAUCCCAACUCCACACCAUCCCAAACCGCAGCACCGCCAACUCCAUCCCCCGAUCGCACAAAACACCUCGACACCGUCCUUCGCAAAGGCAUCAUCUACGGCUACACAGUCUGCAGUCAACGCCCGCACAUCGUUUCUACGCUCUUUACGCACCUAACGCCUUUUUUGACUGAGAUGGGUAUUGACUCCGUCAAGCAUCUCAAAUACCUUCUUCCCAUCCUUACGGAAACCCUCUCAUACCCCCUCGGCGACGCGAGGGUGGAAACACUGCUCAGCGCGACAAGAGCGCUGCAGGCUGUGAUUUUGAAUGCGUGGCCGCGAAUGGUCGUGCAUCGCGGGGAGGUGUUGAAGGGGUUGGCAUUCUGCUGGAUCAAUAUCAAGGAGAGCGAGGGGGAGGGAGUCGAGGAGUUGAGAAGGGAGUUGAAGGAGGCGGUGGGGAUGUUGCGCGCUGCUGUCGGGGAAGAAGUGGAUUUUGAGCACGAUGCUAGGACUUUACUCGAGGCUGAGCCGGGGUUGGAAGGUCUGCUCGUUGCGCGAUGAUAGUGCGUACGUACUGAUGAAGCAUGACUACGCUGAACACUCUCCGCUGCUCGCUUUGACAUCUCGCUGCUCUGAAUACUAUAUGCUGCC
Neohortaea acidophila is the source of this 3269-nucleotide messenger RNA. RefSeq lists its product as uncharacterized. Bases 204 to 3179 code for a protein of 991 amino acids. The record is from RefSeq and is a predicted model, not a curated record. The transcript is spliced from 2 exons. NCBI's taxonomy places the organism in Eukaryota, Fungi, Ascomycota, Dothideomycetes, Mycosphaerellales, Teratosphaeriaceae. Gene Ontology annotation, biological process: tRNA 3'-terminal CCA addition. Gene Ontology annotation, molecular function: RNA binding; ATP:3'-cytidine-cytidine-tRNA adenylyltransferase activity.